AUGGGAAAGCUCGAUGGAAAAGUUGCUCUCAUUACUGGUGGAUCUGACGGUAUUGGUUUAGCUACGGCUCAACGAUUUGUUGCUGAAGGUGCUUAUGUAUUUAUUACUGGACGUCGAAAGGAAAUGCUUGAUGCAGCAGUAAAGAAAAUCGGUGAAAAGAAUGUUACCGGUAUCCAAGCAGAUGCAUCAAAAUUAGAUCAAAUUGAUAAAAUCUAUGAAGUUAUUAAGAAAGAAAAAAAUACAUUAGAUAUUAUCUUUGCAAAUGCUGCUGUUCUUAAUCUGGCAACAUUACCAGCAGUGACAGAACAACAAUUUGAUGAUACAUUUGAUAUUAAUGUUAAAGGAGUGCUUUUUACUGUACAAAAAGCUUUACCAAUUCUUAAAGAUGGAAGUUCAAUUAUUAUUAAUAGUUCAAUUCAUAGUAUUAAAGGUUUUGAAGCUCAUAGUCUUUAUGCUGCAUCAAAAGCUGCUGUUCGUUCCUUUGCACGAUGUUGGUCUGUUGAUUUGAAAGAUCGUAAAAUUCGAGUGAAUGUACUAAGUCCUGGCCCGAUCAAGACAGCAAUGCUCAAUCAUGCUAUGGGAGCUAAGAAUACUGAAGAAUUAGAUGCAAAUUUUGAACGGUUCGUUUCAGCAGUUCCACUCGGUAGAUAUGGUCAACCCGAUGAGAUUGCUAAAGUGGCUUUGUUUCUUGCUUCGGAUGAUAGUUCAUAUAUUACUGGUAUUGAACUUUUUGUCGAUGGUGGUCUAGCACAGAUUUAA
Molecule: messenger RNA, 759 nt
Organism: Adineta steineri
Lineage: Eukaryota; Metazoa; Rotifera; Eurotatoria; Adinetida; Adinetidae
Source: the annotation of a GenBank genome assembly